AUGAAUUCUAUAAUUGAAGAUAAAAAUCAUGAGAUCAAAGAUGAAACUGGAAUUAUUCCUGAUAAUAGAUUAACUCCUCUUAAAUUGUAUCAGCCAAUUAAAAAUCACAUUCUUAACAAGAUUAUUAUUAGAAUUUAUAAUUUUAAUAAUUUUAUAGAUGUAUAUGAAAAAGUUCGGAAUUUAGAAGCAACAAAUAAUCAAAUUAGAGAAGAAUUUGAUGUUCAAAGAGGAAAGUUGAAAGAAUUAUUUUUGCAAAAAGAAGAAGAUGCUAAAAAUAAAAUAGAAGAAAAUUUAAAGCUACAGGAAGAAAACUCAAAAUUAAUAGAUGAAUUAAAUGACAUUAAAAGUCAAUUAGUGAUAAUUAAUAUAAAAACUCAAAAUGAUAUUGAUUUUGAGAAACGUAAAGCAGAAGAUGAAAUAGCGUCUUUGCAACAAAUUAUAGCAUCGAUGGUACAAGAUUCUUCAACAACAAGGAAUAAACUAGAAAAUAAAAUUAGUAAACUUAAAGAAGAAAAUAAUAGUUUAAGAUUACAAAUUAUGCAAAAUUUAUCUAUAGAUGGACCUCAGAUUUCCUUAACAACGAUGACAAAAACAUUAGCAAAGAAAGUAGCAUCUCAAUUAGGUGCUGAUUCUUUAUCUCUUAGUUCUGAAAAUGAAGAUAGUUCAUCAAAAAAUAAACGCCAUGCUGAUGAAGAUGCUGAAGUAUUACGUUCACUGGUUGUACCAUUAGAAGAAGAAAUAACAGCCUUAAAAGAAAAGUUAAGAACAACAGAUGAUGAAUUACAAAAAUGCAAAGAAAAAGAAGACCAACAGAAUAGACAAUUCAAAAUAAAAGAAAUGUCUGGAUCUUCGGAAAAUACUUGCGAUAUGUGUACUAAUUAUGAAGCUCAACUUCAAAGAAUGCAAAUGGAAGCAAAAGAUCUUAGAAACAAAUUACAAGAAUUUGAACAAAUUUUGUAUAAUCAAAAACAAGAUUUAACUAAAGAAGUAGAAUUUCGUAAAGGAAUGGAAGAAAAAUGGAAUGAAAAAAAAGAAGAAUUUAAAGCAGAAGUAAUAAAUCUUACUUCUUCAGUAAAGCUAGCAAAAAAAACUAUAGAUGAAUUAAAGCAGCAAUAUCAGUUAACAAAAGAGAGCAUUAAAAAAAAGUUAUAUCAGUUAACAAAAGAAAGGGAUCAGGUACAAAAACAUUUGGAAGAACUUCAACAACAAAAUGACUACUUGAUGGGUAAAUAUAGUAAACACUCGGAACAUUAUCAAUACGAAAAUAUAAAUAUGCCAAAUAAUAUUGAGGAAUUACAUCUCAGUAUACUUAAAAUUCGUGAAGAGUUAGUUGUGGCAACUAUUGCAAAAGAGGAAACUGAAAGAAAAUCCAGAUCUUUUGAGUAUGAGCUAGAUUUAUUACGUAAGAAAAAAGAACAAGUUAAUCAAGAGAAAAAAAAAAAAGAAUUAGAACUUCAGUACAUGAUUGAAAAUGCAUCGAAGACAGAUUUAAUUAUAGCAGAAUUAAAACAACAAAUAACAAAUUUACAGCAAGAAUUAAAUACAGGUGAACAAACACAAAAGGACUUUGUUCGCUUAACUCAAUCAUUGCAGGUUCAACUUCAAAAAAUAAGAGAUUCUGAAAAAGAAGUUAGAUGGCAGUUUGAAGAUGAUGUUGAUGAAUGCCCAACAUGCCACACAUCAUUUAUCUUAGUUAAAAAGAAAGAAAAGAUGCACUGUCGACAUUGUGGUCAAAUUUUUUGUCAUUUGUGCCUAAAUAAUGUUGUGAAAAGCGGACCCAAACAAAGACCAUCGAAAGUUUGUAAUGUAUGUCAUACACUGUUGGUUCAAGAAACUGCUCCAUAUUUUAGUCGGGAUCCUCCAUAAAUUA
Molecule: messenger RNA, 1870 nt
Organism: Ceratosolen solmsi marchali
Lineage: Eukaryota; Metazoa; Arthropoda; Insecta; Hymenoptera; Agaonidae
Gene: Rbpn-5
Product: Rab GTPase-binding effector protein rabaptin-5
Exons: 8
Coding region: 1-1866 (621 amino acids)
Biological process (GO): endocytosis
Cellular component (GO): intracellular membrane-bounded organelle
Molecular function (GO): GTPase activator activity; metal ion binding
Source: RefSeq, a predicted model, not a curated record